AUGAAUUCAAUUGACAAAGAAGUAAAAUUACAUUUUCAAACGUAUUAUUAUCAAAAAGAAGCAUUGAAUAAUUUUAUGAAAGAUAAAAAAAAUCUUCGAGUAUUUUCUUAUGAAAAUCCAACAACAAAAUGUUUAGGUAGCAGAAAAUAUAUUACAACAAAUUUAUCUAAAUUUGCUUCAUGGUACCUAACAACAAAAAAAGAAAUAAGAAAUUUUUAUGAAAUUAUUACUAUAGAUACUCCAUGUAGGCUAUAUUUUGAUAUAGAAUAUUCAAAAGAAUUGAAUACUAUUGCAAAUUCAAUUGAAUUAUUUAAUGAUUUUUCUAAUUUUGUUAAAGAUUCUCUAAAAUCUGAAUAUAAUAUAGAUAUAAAUAUUAAUGAAUCUUUUCUUGUUCUUGAUUCAUCAACAUCAACAAAAUUUUCUUUACAUAUUAUUAUUCAUCUACCAGAUAAUAAAUUAUUUCUAAAUAAUAUUGAAAUGAAGAAUUUUACUGAUUACCUUUAUUUAAGUAUGUUAGAAAAUAAUAUUGCUCUUAUUUAUAAUGGUAAAAUUAAUAAUAUUGGUGAAAAAUUAAAAGUUCCAAUAUUUGAUAAUUGUGUAUAUACAAAAAAUCGAAAUUUUAGACUUUAUUUAAGUUGUAAACUGGGUAAAAAUAUUCAUCUUAAAUUAGCUGAUUGGUGUCAAUUUUAUAAAUGUAAAAAUAUUAAUAAUCCUACUGAUUUUCAAAUAUUUUUUGAUUCUUUAUGUGUACCAAAAUUUUUUGACAAUUAUGAAACACUUCCAAAAUAUAAAAUUAAUAAAGAAGUUUUAGAUAUUAAAACAUCAAAAGUUAGAUCAAAUUUUGGUGGAUUAUUCUAUAAUACAUUAAAAAUUACUAAUGAUUUUUGUAUAUAUUUAAAAAAUGGUUAUGGAAGAACUUCUAUGUUUCCUUUGUUAGAGGAAUAUAUUAUUGAAAAAAAUAAACAAUAUUCUGAAAAUGUUGAUAUUCGUGCAUGGGAUAUAAUAAAAAUAAAAAAUAAUGGAAAAUUAAAACUCAUAUUUCAUAUAAAAAAUUGUAGAUAUUGUUCUAAUAUUGGUAGAGAACAUAAAAGUAAUAAUAUAUUUUGGGAGGUCUAUUUUGAUCCUAUUUUAAUAUGCCAUCAGAAAUGUUUUGAUAGAGAAUGUCAGGGACGUUAUUCAAUUGGAUAUCAGAUACCAACAAAUGUAACUGAAGAAGUAAUUAAAAGUUUAACUGAAAUGGAAUUAUAUCAAAUCCCAUUUGAUAGUUUUGCUGACUCAUUUUGGAAUUUAGAAAGAGAUAAUGUUUCUUUACUUGAUAAUGAAAAAAUUAGGAAAAGAAGUUUCAUAGAUGAUAUAGAUAAUAAUUUACAAUCAGAAAAACAUUUAAUAAAAUUAGAUAAUACAGAUAAAUCUAUUGAAAACGUUCAAGAAACUUCAUUCAAUGAAGAUGAUGAUAACUUUAUUGUUGUUGAUAGUAAAAUACCAGACAAAUCUACAGAAUAUUUAAACUUUAUUAUUUCUACCCAGCAAUUAAGAUAUAAAAACAGUUUUGAAUUUUCACAAAAAAAUCUAUCAGAAGAAGAAAAUUCUUAUAAAAUUUUAGUUAAUCAAAAAUCAAACUAUAAUAAUAUUUCUAAAUCUUCAUUAACACAAUUUAAUAGAAGUGAAGAUUUUAUGACAGAUGACGAAUCUAAUGACAAUUUGAAACAUCUAACUUCAUUAAAUGCAUCAGAAUGUGAUAAAUUUAAUGAAUGUUUCAUUAAUUCAACAGUUUCUUCAUCUACAGAUAACUCUUCAGAUGUUUUAGAAGAAAUUAAUUUACUGAUAAAAGACAAUCAAAAAAAUAUAUGUAUUCUCAAUGAAUAUGGUGAAAUUGAGACAGUUUUAGAAUCACCAUUAAGUACUAGUGAAAUUAAUUCUCCCAUCAACAAUGACAAUAACAUAAAAAAAAACCAAGAAACUGAAACAAAUACUAAUUUUAUAGAAACAAAUGAAAGUCCAGGGCAAAGUUAUUGUUAUGGAAUACCAAAAACAUUUAAAGAAAUCCAUUCUAUUAAUAAAAAAUUUGGUAGCUCAGAAAAAUGUAAAUCUCCAUUUAAAUCUCCUGUAAUUAAAAGAAAAGGAAAAAAAAUGGAUAUAAAAAAAAUAAAAAAAAAUAUUUUUUCAAUUCCAUGA
Messenger RNA from Strongyloides ratti, 2175 nucleotides. Its product is annotated as DNA-directed primase/polymerase protein. Gene Ontology annotation, biological process: error-prone translesion synthesis; replication fork processing; mitochondrial DNA replication. The transcript is spliced from 2 exons. NCBI's taxonomy places the organism in Eukaryota, Metazoa, Nematoda, Chromadorea, Rhabditida, Strongyloididae. The record is from RefSeq and is a predicted model, not a curated record. Bases 1 to 2175 code for a protein of 724 amino acids. Gene Ontology annotation, cellular component: mitochondrial matrix; nucleus. Gene Ontology annotation, molecular function: chromatin binding; DNA-directed DNA polymerase activity.